Colletotrichum truncatum is the source of this 1362-nucleotide messenger RNA. Its product is annotated as amidase. Gene Ontology annotation, molecular function: catalytic activity. Lineage: Eukaryota; Fungi; Ascomycota; Sordariomycetes; Glomerellales; Glomerellaceae. The record is from RefSeq and is a predicted model, not a curated record.
AUGGCAGACGAGCCUUACAGACUGAUGGCUUCCGCAGCCCGUGCCAAGAUCCUGGCGGGCGAGUUGACCUUGGAACAGUACGCCCGAUCGCUGCUCUCUCACAUUGAGAAGCGAGACCCCGUCGUCAAGGCGUGGGAGUAUGUCAAUCCGGAGCAAGUGAUUGAGCAGGCAAAGAAGCUCGAUGCGAUACCGCCAGAGCAACGCGGCCCUCUGCACGGCGUUGCCAUCGCCGUCAAGGACAUCAUCUACACCAAAGGCGAGCAUACACUGCAAUGCAUACCGCGCAUGCCGACACAACAUGGCUCGGCGAUAUACAAAGGCGACGCGCCGCAGGUGGACGCUGGCUCCAUCAUCAUUCUGCGAGAUGCCGGUGCAUUGCUGCUUGGCAAGACAACGACAACAGAGUUCGCGGCGACGGUCCAAGGCCCCAAGACUUUCAACCCCCACGCCAUCGCUCAGGGCAAGACGCGGACGCCAGGCGGCUCCUCCUCCGGCUCAGGCGCCGCCGUCGCCGACUUCCAGGCCCCGAUCGCCCUGGGCACUCAGACCGGCGGCAGCACCAUCCGCCCGGCGUCUUUCAACGGCAUCUACGCCCUCAAGCCGACGUGGAACGCCAUCAGCCGGGAGGGCCAAAAGAUUUACUCCCUCAUUCUGGACACGCUAGGCUUCUUCGCCCGCAGCGUCGAGGAUUUGGAGCUCCUCGCCGAUGUUUUUGAGCUCCGGGACGACGAGCCCCCCAAGGAGAAUUUUGAGAUCAAGGGCGCCAAGAUUGCUCUGUUGAAGACCAUGGUCUGGCCUCACGCCGGGCCCGGAACCAAGUCUGCGCUAGCUAAGGCCGCAGAGCUGCUCAAGGCACAUGGUGCCGAUGUCCAAGAGAUUGAAUUCGCGCCCGAGCUCCAGGACUUGCCAAAGUGGCAUGCGACGGUGCUGCAUGCCGAAGGAAGGGUGAACUUUUUGCCGGAAUACCGGGUUGGUAAGGACAAGUUGCAUGAGUUCCUGAUUGGCCACGUGGAAAACGAGAACAAGAUUACCCGGGCGCAGCAGUUGGAAGCAUUCGAUAACAUUUCGUUGGCGCGCCCCAAGGCGGACAAGAUGCUGGCCAAAUACGACGCCGUCCUGGUGCCGAGCUCGGUGGAUGAGGCGCCCGAAGGUAUUGAGAGCACAGGCAGUGCUGCCUUUAACGCUCCAUGGACAGCUCUCCAUGUGCCCGUAGUCAAUCUCAUUGGUUUCGGGGGACCCAACGGAAUGCCGGUGGGAGUGUCGCUGGUUGCUCCCCGUUACCACGACCGACACCUUUUGACGGUCGCCAAGGCUGCCGCAAAGAUUUUUGAGUCGGAGGGUGGAUGGAAGUCGCAGCUAUAG